This is a messenger RNA of Ananas comosus (pineapple), 1215 nucleotides long. Its product is annotated as ABC transporter I family member 10, chloroplastic. The coding region runs from base 109 to 960 and encodes 283 amino acids. Gene Ontology annotation, cellular component: chloroplast envelope; membrane. Gene Ontology annotation, molecular function: ATP binding; ATP hydrolysis activity. The record is from RefSeq and is a predicted model, not a curated record. The transcript has 5 exons. NCBI's taxonomy places the organism in Eukaryota, Viridiplantae, Streptophyta, Magnoliopsida, Poales, Bromeliaceae. Gene Ontology annotation, biological process: transmembrane transport.
CACACUACACAAUGCGGCGACCGCAUCUGCAUUUGGCAUGCUCUUCUCCCUCUUCCGUUCCUUUCCCUCCCAUCCACGCCCCCAAAUCACUACCAAUCUCAAGGUAAAAUGCACUCUCCCUCUCCCUCUCCCUCUCCUUCUCCUUUCUCGCUUCUCCCGCACCUUCGCUCGAACCCUAGACUCACCGAUGAUGCCGCCGCCGCUUGCAGCCGCCGCGCUCGCGCCGCCGCCUCCUCCUCCUCCGCCGCCGCCGCCGCCGCCGCAAUCGAGGUGCGCGGCGUGAGCUUCGCCGUGAACGCGAAGCGCGGGAGGGCGCUCGUCCCCAUCCUCAGGGAUUGCUCGCUCCGCGUCCCUCCCGGCGAGCUCUGGAUGCUUCUCGGCCCCAAUGGCUGCGGCAAGUCCACCCUUCUCAAGGUGUUGGCAGGUCUUCUAGAGCCAACUGAAGGAACAGUGCUUGUAAAUAGGCCAUGCAGCUUCGUCUUUCAGAAUCCUGAUCACCAGGUGGUGAUGCCCACUGUGGAAGCAGAUGUUGCAUUUGGUCUUGGUAAGUUCAAGCUUUCACUAGAUGAAGUUAAAGCAAGAGUAUCGAAAGCUUUAGACGCCGUCGGCAUGUUGGACUACUCACAAAGGCCAAUUCAAACUCUCAGUGGGGGUCAGAAACAAAGAGUUGCAAUUGCAGGUGCCUUAGCCGAAGCAUGUAAAGUGCUAUUACUAGACGAGCUGACCACAUUUUUGGAUGAAUAUGACCAGAUAGGUGUAAUAAAGGCGGUGAAGAACUCCGUGGCUGGUUCUGGCGAAGUUGCUGCACUAUGGGUGACACAUCGCUUAGAAGAACUUAAAUAUGCUGAUGGUGCUAUUUACAUGGAAGAAGGGCAAAUUGUGAUCCAUGGAGAUGUUGCUAGCAUCUCCAAAUUUCUGAAAGAGAAACAAGCUCGCUAUAGGGAUUUCCUUAAUCUUUAGGUCUCUUCUCGAGUGGCUCCUACAACACAUUGUUUUGUUGUUCACAGGCCAUCACGCAGAUAGAAAGAUAUGCUGUAUAUUUUGUUGCAAGAAUCCAAGUGAAUGUUCUGAUCCAUGAGAUUAUAAUUUAUUGUUCUUAAUUUUUGUUGAGAAAUCUUAACAUUCACGUUAAUUUAUUUUAUUUUUAAAAAAUAAUUUACAGUAGUAUGUUACCCAUUCUAGGUAUGGGAUCAUACUUCUGUCUCUUGUAUGUCA